This is a messenger RNA of Eupeodes corollae, 781 nucleotides long. RefSeq names its product UPF0389 protein CG9231. The record is from RefSeq and is a predicted model, not a curated record. NCBI's taxonomy places the organism in Eukaryota, Metazoa, Arthropoda, Insecta, Diptera, Syrphidae. The transcript is spliced from 3 exons. The coding region runs from base 162 to 536 and encodes 124 amino acids.
UAGCAGCUGAUAAAAGUCUCCACAAGUUACGUGCUCAUUUUGGCGUAUGUCAAAAAAGUAGAUCAUAUAAAUUAAACCGCCGAACAAGUUGUAUAAUAAUAAUUUUUAAUUUUUUCUCUAAAUAUUAUUAUCUUUAAAAAUUCUACCUUUAAAAUUCAAUCAUGAUUGGUAGAAGCUUGAUUAAUCUAACAAGAACUAGAGGAUUCUUUGCCCAGAGAUACUUCUCAUUGAAUUCAACCCGAUUUCAACAAGCAAAGAAUCAUAGUCCCGAUAACUGGGAAAGAAGGUUCCUUGUGUGGACUGGCAAAUAUAAGUCAGUUGAAGAAGUUCCCAGUCAUGUGAGCUUUGAUGAGAUGGAACGUUGCCGUAAUCGUAUUCGAAUUCGUUUAGCAAAUAUUAUGAUGGGAUUAACAAUUAUAGGAUGUAUAGUUAUGAUAUAUAGUGGUAAACAAGCUGCCAAGCGAGGUGAAAGUGUAGCAAAAAUGAAUUUGGAUUGGCACAAGGAAUACAAUAAAUCAAUUGAAAAGAAAGAAUAACUUUUUUUUUUGCAAAAUCAUCGAGAGGUGAUAUUGUUGUUUUAUUAAAAGAAUCAGAUUUGUUUGGUGAUAUAAAUGUUACAAGUUAAAAAGUGAUUUUUGAAACGAUCUUUAUUAUUAUGAUUUAACCGAUACAAAAUAAGCUUCUCAUGUACUCAAACCUUAGAAACCUUGUAAAUUAAACUCAUUUUAAAAAAACAUUGUAUCUGUUUGCUGCUACAAAUAAAUUUAUUUUAUUAAAAUUA